CUUCAUCAGGAGAGAUCAGACACUGGACCUUCUGCAAGACAACAGCAGAGAUGAGGCUGUGUGUGACUGUGGUUGCCCUGGCAGUGCUGCUGUGUGUGCAGUGGCAGGUGCAGGCAGAGCUGAGCCGCAGUGAGAUCCAGAGGGCUGUAAGAGCUGCUAAAGUCAGUGUGGACUCAGCCUACGAGUACUCCAGGAGGGAGAGCCUGUCUCGGGUGAGGAGGAAUGAGGCCUCCCCUGCAGACAUCCUGAGGCUGAUGAAGCAGCCAAUGGGACAGACCCGGGAGGCAGUGAGGCGUGCUGAUUACAUGAACAAUGCCCUGAGCUACUUUCAGAACCCACACUAUAGACACAAACGCUCCACCUCCAACACGACAGAGCUGUCAGAUCAGGACAUAGCGGCUCUGGCUGCAGAGAGUGGCUGUGCCCGCCUUACUGCAGAGCCAUCCUGUAAGAAUGUACCCAACCUGUACAAGUACCGCACUGCCAACUCUGUGUGCAACAACCUGGAGCACCCGCUGUGGGGAGCAUCCAAUACCCCCUUCUUGCGCCUCCUGCCAGCAGAGUACCAGGACGGAUUGUCUUUGCCCAAGGGCUGGGACCCCAAUGUCAAGAUCAAUGGGAACACCCUACCCCUGGUGAGAAUGGUGUCCAACCAUAUCCUGAAGACGGGGAACACGGUGGAUGAGGACCCCAUAUUCUCCAUGAUGGUGACCUUCUUUGGCCAGUGGACUGACCAUGACUUAACCCUGACACCUCAUUCUCCGCUCAUCCGCUCCUUCAACUCCACGGAGACCUGUGAGGAGACGUGUGAGCGUGCAUUGCCCUGCUUUCCCAUAGAGGUCCCCAGUGGAGACGCGCGGCUGCCCCAGGGUGGGUGCAUGCCUUUCAUCACUUCCUCCCCAGCGUGCACGGGGGGUUUGGUCAGGAACCAGAUAAACGCUCUGACUGCCUUCCUGGACGUGGGGCAGGUGUACGGGGCGGACCAGGUCAAAGCUCAGGCACUCCGGGACCUCUCCUCAGACAAGGGCUUGAUGAGGGUCAACCAGAAGUACAAUGACAAUGGACGCGAGUUCCUGCCCUUCAGCCCUAUGACCGUUAACAUGUGUGCCACCAGGAGGCGCAUCACCAACGACUCCAACGCAGAAGAGGUGCCCUGCUUCUAUGCUGGUGAUGAACGUGUGGACGAGAACAUUGCUCUGACCUCCCUCCACACUCUGCUGCUGAGAGAGCACAACCGGCUGGCUCGUAGGCUAUCCCAGCUCAACCCUCACUGGAACGGGGAGAAGCUGUACCAUGAAGCCCGCAAGAUCCUGGGGGCCGUCUCACAGGUUUUAACAUACCGGGACUACCUGCCGCACAUCGUGGGCCCUGAUGUAAUGGCCAGUCACCUGUCCACGUAUCCAGGCUAUAACAGCCAGGUGGACCCCUCUAUCGCCAACAUCUUUGCUACUGCCGCCUACCGCUUUGCCCACCACAUGAUCAAGCCCAGCAUUUCCCGCUACAACGAGACGUACGAAGAGCAUCCCGACUACCCAAGCAUCCUCCUGCACAACCUUUUUCGUCCCUGGAGGUUGACCCAUGAAGGUGGAAUAGACCCCAUUCUGCGUGGCAUGAUGGGCACUCCGGCCAAACUCAACACACCGAGGCGCAUGAUGCCUGAUGAGCUCCGCGAGAAGCUCUUCAAGUUCACCUCGGCUCUGGCUCUGGACCUGGGCUCUCUCAACAUGCAGCGAGGGAGGGACCAUGGCCUGCCAGGCUACAAUGCGUGGAGGGGCUACUGCGGCUUGUCCCAGCCCAAGACGUUGAAGGAGCUUAAGAAGGUGCUGGGGAACAACGACCUGGCGGAGAAGCUGAUGAGCCUGUACAAGACCCCUGACAACAUAGACCCCUGGCUGGGUGGAUUGUCUGAACCGCUGGUGCCCGGAGGCAGGGUGGGCCCGAUGUUUGCCUGCCUCAUCGCCGAGCAGUUUGAGAGGAUACGAGUGGGGGACAGACUGUGGUGGGAGAAUAAAAAUGUGUUCACGAUGAGACAGAGAAAGUCCAUCCGCGAGGCGUCCAUGGCCCGCCUCAUCUGUGACAACACCGGCAUCAGCGAGGUCCCCGUGGAUCCCUUCAAGUACCAGCCCCGAGGGGAUGGCUACACCUCCUGUGAGGAAAUCCCUGAACUGGACCUGUUGCCCUGGAAGGAGCCCCGAGGACAUAAAGUGGCCUUCUCCGCUCGCCUGGGCAACGACUUCCCUAAGGCGCACAGAGCCAUCAUCUUCCAUCAGGUGCUGUACAACUACCCAGGAGACUACAACGAGAAAAGUGGCCGCUUUGUGUGCCGUGUGCCCGGUGUGUACGAGUUCCAGAUGACCCUGAUGAUCCAAAAGCCAUCUGUGGGAGUAGACCUGAUGCUUAAUGGGGAACCCCUCCUGCACUCCUUCACACUGCCUCCUGGGGGCAAUAUCAUGGCCAGCGGCAACACCAUCACCCCUCUGAAGAAGGGCGAUGAAGUUUACCUGGUUAUCAUCGAAGGCAGCAACAGUAUCCUGAAGGACAGUCAGUUCAACGGGAAGCUGUUGUUCACCGAGGACGAGGACGAGGACUAGCCCUGAACCAGGACUGAACAAAGACUGGACGAGGAUUGAGCCAGGACUAACCAGGACUGAACCAGGAUUAAGCUAGGCUUGAAUCAGGACUAAUGCAGGACUAAACUAGGACUGAAUCAGCUCUGAACCAAGACUGAGCUAGGACUAGACAAAACAGUAGCAGGACAGAAAUAGAAUUUCACCCAAACUAAGCCUGAAUAAAACCAGGGCUUAACUGGAUCUAAACUAGAACUAAACCAGGACUAAACUAGAACUAAACCAGGACUAUAAAAGGGUUAACCGUGGUUUGAUACAGAAGUGUAUUGUUCUCUAAUAUUGUGUAUUACUUUAUACACAAUAUUGUGAAUGUGCUCAUGAUUUAAGCAUUGAUCAAUUUUUUUCUGUUUCACUAGUGGCUCCUAAACAUAACCAAGCAGACCGCCAAAGUCCUAUGUACAGCAGAUAGAACAAUGGCUAUUUAUUAGUAAUAAAUUAAUGACUUAAGUCUUUUGAAGAUUUGAGAUGUGAAAAACCCAGUCUCAUGUUUGGGAGCCACUGUUUAACAAUGUUAUAAUGAAAGUUAAAUUAAAUAUGUUAAAUUACUCUUUUAUUGUACAUGAUUUAAAGUGAUGACAAUCUGUAAAUCUGGAUGAAUGAAGGAGAAUGUUAAUAAUAAUUUAAUCCCCUUUUGAAUGAAUUUACAAUGUGGAUUUUUUAAAUGUUUUGCAAAAAAUGUAUUAAGUAAAUAAUGAAAUGAAUGGCUUUUAUUGUAAGAGAGGAUUUAGGAUCACAUUGCACUAAACGGGAGACAACACAACAGGUUGAUUAACAAGCACAGAGCGACAAACAGCUUUAGCCCCUUUAAUCGUAAGGUCAUAUAAUCAUAUACAGGGCCGGCCCUAGCCUUUAGGGGGCCCUAAGCUCAAUUUGCCCUCAGGGGCCCUCGCCACUUCAUGCCACAUAUUCAUAUUUGACAACAUUAAGACAUGAUCACAACCACUUAAAAAGACUGCAAAUUCUAGGGGCUUCACAACAACAAUACCUAUAACAGUAUGAAACAUGUAAGGAAGGGGGGCCUACCAAAGAAAUUUUAAAAUUCUGACUUUUUUCUUGUGGUUUCUGUUUUUACUGCAUUUUACUGUGUUCCAGUUGAA
Messenger RNA from Periophthalmus magnuspinnatus, 3724 nucleotides. Its product is annotated as eosinophil peroxidase-like. Gene Ontology annotation, biological process: response to oxidative stress. Lineage: Eukaryota; Metazoa; Chordata; Actinopteri; Gobiiformes; Gobiidae. The record is from RefSeq and is a predicted model, not a curated record. Gene Ontology annotation, molecular function: protein binding; heme binding; peroxidase activity.